GGCUGAUAAAUUUUUGACUAUCGUUAAUAAAUUUAAAAUAUCAAAAUGGAUGAAUACAUUACGGUAAUUAAGUAUUAAUAGUGUAGUAGAAUUACAGGGAAUUGGAGAAAUUGAUAGAUGGAAUUCCUGUUCCAGAUAUUACGGUAUCUUCCAUGUCACAAUAAUCUGAUCGACUGACUCCUUAAUCAAAGAAAAAAUAAUCUCUAACAAGGGAACAAGUUCAACGCAUUCUAAGAAGAACAACUGAGUAGACUUAAAUCCCAGUAAACAAAUAGAAGGUCUUUACUAUGCAGACCUUUAAUUGUAAGGAGAAUUCAAAUGAUGAAUAAAUGCUUAAAAUGAUGAAAUAAAAGGAAGGAAAGGGUAAUUCAGAACUAUAGAUAUUGCAACACUAAAUUAAGGAAUAACAGAAAGUUAUUGAGCAAUAAAUUCAUCAAAUUGGAUAAAUAAACAUUAAAAUUGAAUAUCUGACAAAUGAAUUGUAGGAUAAUUAAGAGAAAAGACAAGCUGAUGCUAAAAAAGUGUUACAAUUAUAAUAAGUUAAUGAAUAAUAACAAUAAAUAAUUGAAGAUUUACGCAAUGAGUUGUCAAUGGCUAAAAGAGUUAGUUCAUAAUAGUAAAAUAAGGAAUAAGAUUCAAUGAAUUAAAUUAGCUUAUUGAAAUCAAAAAUCAAUUGUUUAGAAUCAGAGAUCAAUAGAACUAGGACCACUUUUACACUCACAUCUCCUAAAAAUGAUACUAUGCAGACAGAUGUAUUCUCAAAUAGAAUUGAUCCAGAAUUACUUAGUGAAGAAGAAACUUUAACUGUCUUGUUCAGUCUAUUGGGUAGGGUUUCAAAGAGUUAAAGGAUGUCAUAUUUAUUAAAUAGAAAUGCAGAUUUCAAAUUCUUAAUUAAAUGUAAACGUAGUCAACCAAGCGUGAAUAAAAUCUCAAUUCUAUAAAAUAGUAAGUCGAUGUGCGAUAGAAAAUUAUCAUAUAAUCAUGAAAAUUUUAAACAGAUAGUUAAAAAUGUGGGUAUCAAAAACCAAUGAAUUAUACUUUAUCUAUUUAUUUAUAUUUAUAUUAAUAAUGUUUUUAGAUUGCAAUAUUAUUGAAAACAGCGAUGAGGAUGAAACUCCAAACAUUUGUUUAGAUACCUUUGGCUUGAGCCAAGAAUUAGAUUAAAAAGUAUAAUUUAUUUAAUUGAUAGAAAAGUAAAAAUAAGUCCUCAAGAAAAAUAAAAAUUAUACAAAAAAUCUAGGAGUAGGAAAUGCUUAAUAUGAUUCCCAUGAUAUUGAUUUGAGUGCAUUUAUUAUCGAAAAGCAAACAUUUAUUUAAGAUAAUGAAUAAUUAAGAGGAUCGGUUGAAUUAAAUGUAGAUCCUUAAUUAUUUGAUGUUGCUUAAUUUGAUCCAUUAUAGUAAUAAGAAGAAGAAGAACAUGAAUAAACUACCUAAACUAUAUUUAAAUAACAAAAAGAAGAAAAUAAACUAAAUUUAUAAUAAUAGCAAUAAUAAUAAUAAUAAUAAUAAUAAUAAUAAUAAUAAUAAUAAUAAUAAUAAUAAGAAAAGAUAUAAAAUUAAUAACAAUAAGAAUAACAAUAAUAAGAAUAAUAGGAAUGUGUUAUAGAUAUAUGUAAUUUUGAAGAAAUUUCUGUUUAAGAUUUAAUAGCUAUUCCUCCUAUAUCUCCAUACGCUGAAAAAAUCACUUAGAUACAUUUGCCAGAUUAUUUACAUAAUUUUCUUAUUACUCCAAUCCCUAAUGAAGGGAUGUUUUAGUGCACAAUAUAAAGAGACAAAUCUGGACUUAAUAGAUUUGUUCCAAAAUACAGAAUGUAUUGGAGUCAUAAUGGCUAAUUUUUGCUUGCUGCAAGAAAGGUCUUAAAUAAAAAUAAAUAUAUUAUCACAUAAGAUGGAGAUUUUAAACAAAAAGAUGAGUUGCUGAUGUUAGGUAAAGUUGUACAAAGUUAAUAAUCAAAGGCUGAUUAUAAUUUAUUUGAUAAUGGAGUAAAAAAGAAGGAGUAAAGUAAAUUCAAAAAAUUGAGGACAUAAUUAGGUAGUGUGUUUUUUGAUACUACUUUUGAAAGUUAGACUCGACCAAGGAAAAUAGUUUUAGCAAUAAGAAAAAGUGAAAAGGAAACCCUAUAAUUUGUUAGUCGUAAACCUUAGGUUAUUAUAACAGGGGCAUGUAAAUAUUAUAGAAAUUAUUAGAAAAAUUAUAUACUCUUGAUUUCUUCGGAAGAGUGAAAAAACCAUCAAUAAAGAAUUUUUAAUUGGUAUUAAAAAAUGAUGAUAAGGAUGUGAUAUAUGUGUAAUUUGGAAAAAUUGAUAAGAAUCGAUUUAAUUUGGAUUUCAUGAGUCCUUUAAGUCCCUUAGUAGCUAUGUAGUUGGCUUUAUGCAAUUUGAAUUUCGCAGGGAAAGCAUGA
This is a messenger RNA of Paramecium octaurelia, 2402 nucleotides long. NCBI's taxonomy places the organism in Eukaryota, Ciliophora, Oligohymenophorea, Peniculida, Parameciidae. The record is from the annotation of a GenBank genome assembly.